UGGGAACACAUAAACUCAAAGAGUGCCAAGGGGGGGGGUGUGAGGAGGAAUGCCUGUGCCUGUGGAGCAUCCCGGAGAGCGUGGCUCUGUUGGGAUCUGUGAAGAUCCCAACAUCUCCCAGUCAGGGAGUGGAGAGGCACAAAACCCUCCGGAGACGGCACAGGGCUGCUCCAGGGCCCCUCCUGUUCCCUGGCACCGUGUCAGCCGUUGCCACCCGACCGGGGCAAGCCCGGGCCUCUCGCUGGCUGCCAGCCCUGCCCGCACCUCCCAGCACGGCCCGGCGCUGCCUCACCGGCACAGUGCCCAUCAGGGACUGGGAGGGUCCCGGGGGGGCUGGGGGGCACCCAGCCCCAUGCCAUGGGUGACACCGGGGAGUUCCCUCCCUGGGACGUGGCACCGAUGCCACCAGCCUCCUUCACAGCCCCUCUGGGUCUCUGCAAAACAGGUUUCUGCUCCCCACUGUCCCCCAUUUCUACAGCACAGUCAACCUGGGACAGAGGGGGAGAAGUGGAUCUGUCCCCUUCCUCCCCACCCAAAUCCCAAGAUUUGGCUCAUUUUUCAUCCCCCUUUUCCAUUCCGGAAGAGCCAGGCCAUUUCCAACACCAACCCUCCAGCAGGAAAACAUUCAGCACAAUUAACACGCUCAUUAAAAUCAUAAACAACAUGGGGGAGGGGGAGGAUUUUGGGGUUUACCAGCCCAGAAGAAACCCUCUUUUGUCUUUUUGUAACAGGAGAACUUGAUUCAAAAAGCUUCAAGAGGCUGAGCAGGCCGAUUCCCUGCACUGUUCUCCCCAAAAUCACAUAGGGGAAACAGCCUGGGCCCAGCCGGCCCCAUGCUUCCCUCUGAGAAAGUCCAAAAUGUCUGCCUUCAUAUGGACACCCUGGUCUGUGUUGUUUUUUUUUUUUUUUUUCCUUUAUACAAAAUUUAUCGCUUAUUUUUCCCUUUUAUGUGCCCUGGUGCCCAAGAUACACAUUGUUCCAUCACAUACUUGCAGGCUGGGAAGCCCAUCCACAACACCCACGGCUCAGGCAUCGUGGCCACCUGCAAGGAGCGUUACCAGUGCCCGUGGCACGAACGGGGAAAAAUCCGAGAGAGACACCUGGAAAAGUUCACCGACUUCGCUCUCGGGGUCACUCGUCUCCUUGAGAUCCAAGAUGGAGCCCAGGCUCCAGCAGGGAGGAGGAGGCCGAGCUGGAACUGGGCCGAGGCAAACCGGGGCGAGAGCCAGCACCUCCCGGUGCGCCCGGUGCCGAUCCCCCCGGGGAGACCCGCGUUGCUCAUUGCCAGCCGCAUUUGCGAACUGUGGUCCGGGCCUGCUGCCCGCCGCGCGGGGACGGCUCCGAAGGCGGAGGGGGGCGAUAACGGAGCGAAGCUGAGUCCAAAAGCCGGGCCUAGAGCCGGGCCCCUUCCUGGGGCCGCCGCCCGCCGCUUGAGCGAGGCCUCGGUUCCCGGUGCCGCCGCCAGGCCGGGCCGGUCCGCACCCAGGGCCAGAUUUCAGUGUCUCCAUCCUUCCGAAAACCUCCUCCCCGGAGCCCGCCGAGGGAGGCGGCCCCGCUGCGGCGCAGCCCCCGGUACCGGGGUCCCCCCGCCCCCGCGGCCGCCGCUCCGAGCCGGGAGCGGCCCCGCCCCGCCCCUCCCGUCGCCAUGGCAACGCGGCCCUGCCCGGUCGGGGCCGCUCGGUAUCAUGGGACGGCGAGUCUGCGGCGGCGCCAUCCCCGCCGCCAUGCCGCGGCGGAGGACUACAGCCCCCACAAGACCCCGCGGCGGAGGCGAGCCGCGCCUCUUCCUCUACAAGUCUCGUUUCCAUUGGCUUCGCUGAGCUGUCAGGCAGCGGUACGGCGGCGCCUGAUUGGUGGAAGGGGGACAGCGCCGAGGCGCCAGCUAUGGCGGCCGAGAGGGUGAGGGGGGGCAGCGGCGGCCGCCGCCAUUUUGUGUGUGCCCGGGCCGGCUCCGGGCCUCGCUGCCCGCCGCGGAGGCGCCGCCGAACCGCGGCCGGAUUCCCCGAGGGGGUUCUCUGCCCGGAUCCAGUGGAUCGCAGUUAACAUGGCCUCCCCUCUGCUGCCGUCUACUGAGGCAGCAAUUGCUGCUGUGGUGCUUGGAGAGACUUAAAAACAAAAGCGUUUGCCUGUUGCCAGGGCCGAGGGGGUAACUUUUCAAGGUCCUGAACUCUGAAGCUUCAUAUUUUUAUAAACUGCUGCAUUUUCAAAGCUGGGAGGUUUAUCAUCGUGCGUGUCUUCACGUGUGCAUGACAGUGCCACUUGCAACACAAGAGAAUCACCAGGAUAUCCUGAACAGCUGUCCAGCAGUGUUUUCAGGCAACUGGUCUGUCAUUACGCCCCUUUGCCCCUGUGUCCAUAAAGAACGGUCCUAACCACAGUUGAGCUCGUCUCCUCGGGACCGGCGCUGAGCCCGGCUCCGGCGCUGGCGGGGAGGCUCGGGCGGGCGCGCUCCCCUCAGCUGGGGAGGCGAAGAGCGGACGAGCUCCCUGCCUGUUACUGAUCCACUCGGAGGUUUCAAAGGUCCCUGAACGCCCUAAGCCCGCGUCUGCCAGGAGGUUUGAAAGCAGGGGCUGGAAUGAGCCUUUACGAGGAGACGUGCCGUUCUUAAAUGCCUCCUGAAGUGGGGAUUGGGGUAACCUGGUGCCAAGAGCCACAGUUCGUGGUACUUCUGGAGCGUAGCACCCACUGCUGGAGUUAGCGCUGCUGGACGCGUGCCUGCGGCUGUCCUGCCCCAGAAGAAAACAGAAAUCAAUCCCGGAGAGGGAAAUCGCUCAUUUGGGGGGAAAUGAAUUGCUGGAAAGAAGAGCCCGGGCUGGAGGAGGGCUCUGGCUUCGGCGCGGCUGCUCCAGCCAGCGCGAUCCUGCCGAACUCGCUGCCUCUCGCUGCCGGCCUGGCUCGGGGCCUCCCCCCGCAGCCGCACCGGGCGCUGGCUCUGCUGCUGAUGUCAUGGCAGAGGGGAAGGCAGCGCGGGCGGCUACCGGGCUCUUGAGCAAGUAGCCCUCCAAUAGUUUCCUUUUUUUUUCCUCCCCGGCAGUGCCAGCGUACGCCGCGGAGCAGGCCGGGGUUUGCCAGGCUUGCGUUAAAAAUCUGCCGUGAUCCUUUAAAGCUGAAGCCCCUCAGCGUUUCGUACUGACCCGCCUGCGCGUCCCACCCCGGGGACACCUCUGUCUCCUCCUCCCCCAGAGCUCAACCCCUCUGUUUAUUUGUCAGAAAAAGCUGCUGCUCUGCACUGUAGCACGGGGGGGGGCUCCCCCAGCUGCUGCCCUGGUUCCCCAGGUACAGCCUCUCCUGAACUCGCGCUCCCAGUGUUCAGCCUGAUGGUGUGAACCGGAGCAGACUCAGACCCCUCCAUUCCUUUGCCCUUUAAUUUGCCUGUUUUUUCCACACCCCCCCCCAAACCCCCCCACACCACACAGCUGCCUGACGCUCCUCCUGCUUUUUUCUCCUUCCCCUCAGGUACAGCAGCAGGGAUGUGAAAGGUUGAGCCAUCGCGUUUGCCUUCCACUGAUCCCUCCUCGUCAGCCAUUUCAGAGGCCAAGCGCUGACUACUAAAACUUUUCCCUGGGCUGCUCCAGAACUUUUUAAGUUUUUUCCCCCACUUGUAGCUUAAAGCAUAUUUUUAGGCAGUUUUUGCCCCAAUUUCAGUUAACUGACCCAGGUUCCUACAGACCUGGGCGGGGGGGAACAGAAUUAAGUUUAAGCAAGCCUUUAGGCAAAUAUAGUUUAGCUUAUUAAUGCACUAGAGAGGUGUGAGCAGUGUCCAUUAUACACCUAAUCGUAAGAGCUGUUAUCCCUCUUCCAAGUAUUUUAACUAUUUCAGCUCAUGGAACAGGAUUAGAACUAAAAUAAGGGGGGGGGGGGGGGGAAACCCAAAAGGGUUAACUGGGAAAUUACAGCUAAUUUGAAUCAGCCACCACCACAGACCAGUUAUAUCAUCAUGAAAAUAAUUCAGAAUGUAUUCCCUUCUGCAAUGCCAUUCUGAAUAUUUUCUAGAAAUCACACUGAAACCAUUACAGUUACAAGUAAUUAAAUUUAUUAGACCUCUAUAAUUUUUUAUAGUCAGUUUUGGCCAAUUUACAGCUUUCCUGGGGAAUUUUUUUUUUUUUUUGUUUAGACACAAAAAAAAAAAACCCAAAACAUAAACCAAAUAUCACCAA
This is a messenger RNA of Tyto alba (common barn owl), 4157 nucleotides long. Its product is annotated as translation initiation factor IF-2-like. Bases 834 to 1820 code for a protein of 328 amino acids. The record is from RefSeq and is a predicted model, not a curated record. NCBI's taxonomy places the organism in Eukaryota, Metazoa, Chordata, Aves, Strigiformes, Tytonidae. The transcript has 7 exons.